AUGGGUAAUAUAGACAAUAGAUCAACCAUACUGGCAGCAUGCCUAGUGGAUUUCCAUCAUAAACGAGGCCCAGAAGUGGAAUAUUGGUACGGGUUACCGAAAGAUACCAAUACUUCCCAAUUAUGGCCGAAUUUGCCCUUCCAGGCAUUACCGGAUGGAUCACAUUCAUUCAAAGAAACGUUUGCAUAUUUCACAUUAUUAUACAAUGAAAAGAAGAAAUGUGGUCCCAAGAGUAACAGUGGUGCUACUGAUAUACCCGAGGAGGAGUUACAAGAUUAUACUACGUUCUUCGCUGUAUCAUGUUCAAGACAAAUAGAUAGUGAUAAGUUGAUACAUAAAAGUAAAGAUAUCACGAGAUCCACGGUACAGAAAGCAAUAGUGAUCAUAUCGAGACAACCUAUCUUUGGACAAAUUAAAGAUAAAUUGAGUAUCGUCACGAAUGCGUUCUUCUUACAGUAUGAUUUCAAUGAUAAAAGUAUCAUCGUGUCAUUGUAUGAAAGUUUAAAAUCGAUGUACAGUAACCAAUCACCGUCAUUAUCACCAACGAGUGUUAUACAAGAAAGGAAUAACUCCGAAAAUAGACUUUAUAUCGGACUAUGUCUUCGGAAAAUAAUCUAUGAUUUUAAGAAAGAUGUACUAUUGAUACUAAAGGCUUUAUUGCUAGAACGUAAGAUAAUAUUUUAUGGUAGUGAUGUGGAAACUUUAUGUAAUUUACAAUUUGGACUAAUCAGUUUAAUACCGAAUUUAUUGUCGAACUUACAAAAUUGUGGGAGCCCGCAAUUAUUCAAAGAUUUCUCACAUAUGGAGGUGGUUACAUCAUUUAAAUCAAGUGACAGACAAUCCAUAAUUAGGUUCUUAGGUUUACCUUUACAAAUUUUUGAAAAAGGUGGGAUGUUUUCUCCGUAUACUCCUUUACAACAAUUGAAUGAUAUUAAAUCAAAAGUUACGGAAUUCUUCGUCAUUGGUACCUCGAACUCAUUAUUGUCUGAGCAAAGAAAUGAAUUAUGUGACGUUUUCAUUAAUGUAGAUGACAAAACAGUGGAAGUGAUAAAUAAAUCAUUACAACCGAUCUUACAAUUAACCUCAUACGAUAAGAAAUGGAUUGAGUCCAUUUCAAGCAUAGUGAUCAACACAUGGAACGAAAAUGAUGAAGAAACUCCCAAGACAUCUGAAUAUGAAGGUAGUGAGGAUUUUAUAAGAUGGCAAUUUGAAGAUUAUUUCACAUGUCUAUUAUCAUCAGCAAAGCUAUACGACUACUUAAAUAAAUAUAAGGAUAAUGCAGAAAUCUUACAAUCCAUCCCUGAACAAAUGAUCGAAUCAAACCCAGCUUACCUUUUUAAUAUACAUUGGAUAAAUGAAUGGGGUAAGACACAAAAUUAUCAUAUCUUCAAUAAUAUUACUGAUGAUAGACUGUUUGAUUUAUUUCCGCCAAAACAUGUCUAUAACGGUGUAGAUACAUUUAAAAUUUUACAGAAAAAAUUCAUAACAACAUUUCAAAAUUUGAAAAUUAAUAACAACACCAAUGUAUCAGAAUCCAAGAGAAGUAAUGGCGAUUUAUCAUUGUCAAAAGUCUCAACGCACGAUUCAUCUAAUGAUGUCGCAUCAUUUGCAUCAUCAAAUAAAGAAAUGUCAUCAUCAUCGACAUCAAAUGUAUGGUCGACAUGGAAAGACUACUUUAAAAAUAAAUCCAAGGCUAAUAAGCUUGAUAGAGAAGAAGAGAAAGAGAAAGAUAACGGAAUGUCAAGAACUUUGAGUACUAAUAGUAGCCAACAUUCUACUGGGAAGAAAUCAAUACGAUCAGCAAGAUCAGAAAGGCAAGAGAAUCCUGCUAAGAAAGUAUUUGAGAAUGCAUUGAUUGGGUUAGGUAUUCAUCAGGAUAAUAGGCAGAAGAAAGAAAAUGGAACCGACACUACGGCUAGUACUAACGAUACUGAGGACAUUGACGAUGACAGCGAUGCCGAAAGUGUUCCGGCAUCUGAGCCUGUUAUUGUUGAUAUGGCUGAAGUUAAAAUGGAUUAUUCAUCCGAAUUAGAUGCAAAACAAAAGAAACGUGUCCAUGGUAAGAAGCAAGAUGAUGAGGAGGAUAAUAAUAACGAAAUAUUAGAUAUAUAUGGCACCGAAGAUGAAGACGAAGAUGAAGACGAAGACGAAGACGAAGACGAAGACGAAGACGAAGACGAAGACGAAGACGAAGACGAAGACGAAGACGAAGAUGAAGACGAAGAUGAAGAUGAAGAUGAAGAUGAAGACGAAGACGAAGACGAAAAUAAAGACGAAGACGAAGACGAAAAUAAAGAAUCAGAAGUAGAUGAGGACAUUGACAGCAAUGAUAAUGAGCCGAAUGACAGCACUGGAUCUGAAGAUGAUAUUGCAGAAGAUGAUAUUGCAGGAGAUGAAUCCGGAGAGGAAAGUGAUAGAGAAGAUCAAGAGAAUGACGAAGAAAGUUUGAAGGCUACAGAACAGGAUUGA
This is a messenger RNA of Naumovozyma dairenensis CBS 421, 2469 nucleotides long. It is a transcript of the gene AVL9, whose product is annotated as Avl9p. NCBI's taxonomy places the organism in Eukaryota, Fungi, Ascomycota, Saccharomycetes, Saccharomycetales, Saccharomycetaceae. The record is from RefSeq and is a predicted model, not a curated record. Gene Ontology annotation, cellular component: cytoplasm. The transcript has a single exon. The coding region runs from base 1 to 2469 and encodes 822 amino acids.